Molecule: messenger RNA, 414 nt
Organism: Fraxinus pennsylvanica
Lineage: Eukaryota; Viridiplantae; Streptophyta; Magnoliopsida; Lamiales; Oleaceae
Source: the annotation of a GenBank genome assembly
AUGGAUUUAGCUGAGUUGUGGACCAUAUUCGGGCCUGGAGUCGCCGGUGCAGUCUUUGGCGCCGGUUGGUGGUUCUGGGUCGAUGCUGUCUUUUGUAGCUCGGUUAAAGUUCCCUUCGUCCACUACCUUCCAGGAAUAUUUGCGUCUUUGGCUGCUUUGAUGUUCAAUUCCGUUAAGAAAGAUGACAUUAUUGAUCACUACUCCCCGUAUGACGAGGGCGAAUGGAGGGGGAAACUUUGGCUUUUCAUUGCAUACAUUGUAUCCUUCAUUUCAUUGGCAGCUUCGGUGGGCCUACUGAUACAAGACGCUCUUGUGAAAACUGGCCCUUCAGCAUGGACAGGAGUUGCUGGUGUUCUUCAAUGUGUGUUUGUAUUAAUAAGUGGUCUGAUGUAUUGGACUUGUAAUUCAGAAUAA